Caenorhabditis elegans is the source of this 1257-nucleotide messenger RNA. RefSeq names its product C2H2-type domain-containing protein (gene F56B3.9). NCBI's taxonomy places the organism in Eukaryota, Metazoa, Nematoda, Chromadorea, Rhabditida, Rhabditidae. The record is from RefSeq and is marked reviewed. The transcript is spliced from 6 exons. Bases 1 to 1257 code for a protein of 418 amino acids.
AUGAGCACUGAAACUCACUAUAAAAGGCAACUUUUUGUAAUUUUGAAACUUUUUAUCAUCAUGUCAUUCAUGACAAAAUGCCCAAAAUGUCCAAAUUACGAAUCUAAGAAGACUACCAAUGUGUAUCGACACCUUCGGGAAGUGCAUAAUGCGAGUGAGGCUGAAGUUGAUCAAUUCCGAAUUCAGAGAAAAGAAGGUAAAUCCUUGACGACAAAAGGCAGUGGAGCGUGGAAGUGUCCCGUAUGCGAACUAGUUAUUCCAACAGAGAAAGGCUUGAAGAACCAUAUGAACCAGAAGCACAGGAAGAAGCCCAUCGAUCCUUCGACAAUCACUCUUGCUACAACGUCGCCCACAAUGGUCUCGCCUCCUCCCAAGAGAAUCCAGCUACCCAAAUCGACGGAAAAAUCGCUUGUUUCUUCAGUAGCUACAGUUCGAGCCCAACCAACUCAGAAACCAGGAGGAAGGUACAAAUGCCCUGUGGAAAACUGUACUUUCUUCAAGACAAGGAAGGAAUUAGCGCUUCAUUUCUCAGAAAAACAUGAUCCUGGAUCUGAGCUGGAAACUAUGAGCUUCGAAACGGAAACUGAGUUCAAAAUUUGGCUCACCUGUCGACAAGAAGAGACGUGUAGUAGCAUGCAGAUCUCUCUCAGCUCUCACGAUGGAAACCGCAUCACCCAUUUUCGCCUCUGCAGACACGAAGGAUCUUAUCAAUCUCGAGCAAAAGUCAAAAAUGUUGGCGAAUCGAAGAAGAAGACGGGAGAUAAUGUGUGCCCAGCAUUCAUUCGAACUGAAAAACACGCGUUAACAGGAGAAAUCGGUGUCGUUGGUUAUUUCAGUCACUAUGGGCAUUCACUUGAGCAUGCUCGGAGAGCUCUAAGUGAUACUGAGACUGAGUAUCUGAUUGGACUCAUGAAAGAAGGUUUCAAUAAUAGACAGAUCAUCAGAAAACUGGAUCAGAAAUAUGAUGAGAAUAGCAGACUUGGCUUCGUUCUUUCGAAAGAUCUUAGCUAUCUUCGCAAAACUUACUGUUUAAACGAGGGCCAAUUAGACGACGACGACAUGAAAUCGAUCAGACGUAGAGUAGAGCGAGAUGAUCCUGAAGAUGGAAUUUAUCACUUUUCACAGCCAGACUCCAAUGGAGAUAACUUUAUUCUUGUGUUUAUGACGCCAUCACAGCAAGAACUGUGUGCUAAAUACAACAAGCGUAGAGUCUGUAUCGAUGACACUCAUAAAACUACCUCAGGCGCAUUAAUUUGA